Messenger RNA from Hyposmocoma kahamanoa, 802 nucleotides. RefSeq names its product yrdC domain-containing protein, mitochondrial (gene Tcs1). The transcript has a single exon. Bases 29 to 766 code for a protein of 245 amino acids. Gene Ontology annotation, biological process: regulation of translational fidelity. Gene Ontology annotation, cellular component: cytoplasm. Gene Ontology annotation, molecular function: double-stranded RNA binding; nucleotidyltransferase activity; tRNA binding. Lineage: Eukaryota; Metazoa; Arthropoda; Insecta; Lepidoptera; Cosmopterigidae. The record is from RefSeq and is a predicted model, not a curated record.
CUUUGUACAUUUAUUAAUUGUAUAGAGUAUGAACUUAUUAAGAAACUCAAGUUUCCGUUACAUAGUGAGAUAUAAAAGUACAUCACCAAAAAUGAAGAUCAAAAAGAUGGCACCGGUAUACCUAUGCUCUGAAGAAACUUCUUACUCUAAGGCUGCAGAGUUUUUAGGUUCCGGACAAGUUAUUGCUGUUCCUACAGAUACAAUAUAUGGAUUGGCAUGUAGCGCCAAUUGUCCUGAAGCAAUAAAAAAACUUUAUGCAAUAAAGGGAAGAGAUUCGGCCAAACCUGUAGCAAUAUGUGUUACAUACAUAAAUGAUGUACGUAAAUGGGGAGAAGCAGAGCAUUUGAAUGAUAGUCUACUCAGUGGUUUGCUACCUGGACCUGUUACAGUAGUUCUAGAAAGAACAAAAUACUUGGACAAUCCAAUGUUAAAUCCGAUGACAACAAAAAUUGGCAUACGUAUUCCCAAACACAGUUUUAUGAACCAAGUGACAAAAAUUUUUGAUAUGCCCGUUGCAUUAACUAGUGCCAACUUUAGUAAUGAACCAUCUACUUUAUCUAUCACGGAGUUCCAGCACCUAUUCGGACAAUUAGGUGCAGUGUUUGACGGUGGGCUCCUGAGUCAUGGUUUAGACGAAAACAGAACUGGAUCAACCGUCAUAGAUUUGUCCAAACAGGGACAUUAUAAGGUCAUACGUAGAGGUAUUUCGUAUGAAAACAUUGUUAGAAUUUUGAACAGUCAUGGACUGAAAAGUAUUAUUGAUUAGAUUAUUUAUUAAUUUUGUGUCUAUCAUCUAUUCAUU